Molecule: messenger RNA, 991 nt
Organism: Ochotona curzoniae (black-lipped pika)
Lineage: Eukaryota; Metazoa; Chordata; Mammalia; Lagomorpha; Ochotonidae
Product: heterogeneous nuclear ribonucleoprotein C-like
Exons: 1
Coding region: 147-662 (171 amino acids)
Cellular component (GO): nucleus
Molecular function (GO): RNA binding
Source: RefSeq, a predicted model, not a curated record
UGGAGAUGAAAAAUACAAAUGAUUUUAAAAAAACACACAUUGUUUAAAAUCUUUUAGAGCCAGUUGUCUGGGCCAGUUGCUGGCCAGGUUUUAGAUAUUAAUCUGGCUGCAGAGCCAAAAGUGAACCGAGGGAAAGCAGGCGUGAAAUGAUCUGCAGCGGAGAUGUACGGCUCCUCCUUGACUUGGACUAUGACUUUCAACGUGAUUAUUAUGACAGGAUGUACAGUUACCCAGCACGUGUUCCUCCUCCUCCUCCUAUUGCUCGGGUUGUAGCGCCCUCUAAACACCAGCGCGUAUCAGGAAACACCUCAAGAAGGGAGAAAAGUGACUUAAACUCUAAGAGCGGACCACGAGGAUCUUCUUCCAAAUCUGGAAAAUUGAAAGGAUAUGACCUUCAGUUCAUUAAGAAGGAGCUGACCCAAAUAAAACAAAAAGUGGAGUCUCUUCUGGAAAGCCUGGAAAAAAUUGAAAAGAAACAGAGCAAACAAGCAGUAGAGAUGAAGAAUGAUAAGUCAGAAGAGGAAAAGAGCAGCAGUUCCCUGAAGAAAGAUGAGACUAAUGUGAAGAUGGAGUCUGAGGGGGGUACAGAUGACUCUGCUGAGGAGGGGGGCCUACUGGAUGACGAUGAUAAUGAAGAUCGGGGGAUGACCAGCUGUAGUUGAUCAAGGAUGGUGAAAAAGAGGCUGAGGAAGGAGAGGAUGACUCUUAAGUACAUAGUGGGGAUUAGCAUCUUAUCCCAUUAUUUCUUUAUCUAGGCGCUUGUCUAAGAUCAAAAUUUUCACCAGAUCCUCUCUCCUAGUAUCUUCAUCACAUGCUCACUGUUCGACCCAUCCUUGUCUUUCCUGUGUUCAUUAAUUCAUUUCCCUGCGCCUAGUCCCAUUUUCAUUUCCUUUGAUGCUCCUGGUAGUUUUGUUAAGUCUUGCCCUGUAAUUUUUGCUUUUAAUUUUGAUACCUCUUUGACUUAACAAUAAAAAAGUAUGUAUGGUUUUUA